AUGAUCUCUAUCUCUCUCUCUCUGUCUAUCUCUCUCUCUCUGUCUAUCUCUCUCUCUCUGUCUAUCUCUCUCUCUCUGUCUAUCUCUAUCUCUCUCUCUCUAUCUCUCUCUCUCUAUCUCUCUCUCUCUCUCUCUAUCUCUCUCUCUCUAUCUCUCUAUCUCUCUCUCUCUCUCUAUCUCUCUCUCUCUCUCUAUCUCUCUCUCUCUCUCUAUCUCUCUCUCUCUCUCUCUAUAUAUAUAUAUAUAUAUAUAUAUAUAUAUAUAAUCUCUAACUCUAAUGGAACAAGAUUUUUAAAGAAGUAUUGGGACAGGAGUAAUAUUAAAUUAUCCACUUUUUUCCCUUUUUUUCUCUUCUCUUUCUCGUUUUUUCUCUUCUCUUUCUCGUUUUUUCUCUUCUCUUUCUCGUUUUUUCUCUUCUCUUUCUUGUUUUUUCUCUUCUCUUUCUCGUUUUUCUCUUCUCUUUCUCGUUUUUCUCUUCUCUUUCUCUCGUUUUUUUCUCUCUUUCUCUCGUUUUUUUCUCUCGUUUCUUUCUCUCGUUUUUCUCUUCUCUUUCUCUCGUUUUUCUCUUCUCUUUCUCUCGUUUUUCUCUCUUUCUCUCGUUUUUUUCUCUCUUUCUCUCGUUUUUUCUCUCUUUCUCUCGUUUUUUUCUCUCUUUCUCUCGUUUUUUCUCUCUUUCUCUCGUUUUUUUCUCUCUUUCUCUCGUUUUUUUCUCUUUCUCUCGUUUUUUCUCUUUCUCUCGUUUUUUCUCCCUUUCUCUCGUUUUUCUCUUUUCUCUCUUUUUUUUCUCUCUUUCUUCUCUUUCUUUUCUCUUCUCUUUUUCUUUUCUCUUUCUCUCAUUUUCUCUUCUCUUUCUCUCAUUUUCUCUUCUCUUUUCUCAUUUUUCUCUUCUCUUUCUCUCGUUUUCUCUUCUCUUUCUCUCGUUUUCUCUUCUCUUUCUCUCGUUUUCUCUUCUCUUUCUCUCGUUUUCUCUUCUCUUUCUCUCGUUUUCUCUUCUCUUUCUCUCGUUUUCUCUUCUCUUUCUCUCGUUUUCUCUUCUCUUUCUCUCUUUUUCUCUUCUCUUUCUCUCAUUUUCUCUUCUCUUUCUCUCAUUUUUCUCUUCUCUUUCUCUCAUUUUCUCUUCUCUUUCUCUUCUCUCGUUUUUCUCUCUUUUUCUGUUUCUCUUUCUCGUUUUUCUUCUUUUUCUCUUCUCUUUUUUCUCUCGUUUUUUUCUUUUUCUUUUCUCUCAUUUUUCUCUUCUCUUUCUCUCAUUUUUUUCUCUUCUCUUUCUCUCAUUUUUUUUCUUUCUCUCAUUUUUCUUCUCUUUCCCUCAUUUUUUUCUCUUUUUUCUCUCUCUUUUUUCUCUUCUCUUUCUCUCAUUUUUUCUCUUCUUUUCUCUUUUUUUCUCUCUCAUUUUUUCUCUCUCUUUCUCAUUUUUUCUCUUUCUCUCGUUUUUCUCUUCUCUUUCUCUUUUUUUCUUCUCUUUCUCUCGUUUUUUCUCUCUUUUUUUUUUCUCUUUCUCUCGUUUUUCUCUUCUCUUUCUCUCGUUUUUCUCUUCUCUUUCUCUCGUUUUUUUUCUAUUUCUCCUUUUUUUUCUAUUUCCCUCGUUUUUUUCUCUCUUUCUCUCGUUUUUCUUUCUCUUUCUCUCGUUUUUCUCUCUCUUUCUCUCGUUUUUCUCUCUCUUUCUCUGUUUCUCUCUCUUCGUUUUUCUCUCUUUCUCUCUCAUUUUUUCUCCUCUUUUCUCUCUUUUCUCUCUUCUCUUUCUCGUUUUUCUCUUCUCUUUCUCAUUUUUCUCUCUUUCUCAUUUUUUCUUCUUUUUCUCAUUUUUUCUCUUUCUCUCGUUUUUCUCUCUUUCUCUCAUUUUCUCUUCUCUUUCUCUCGUUUUUCUCUUCUCUUUCUCUCGUUUUUCUCUUUUUUUUCCCUCGUUUUUUUCUCCUUUUUUUUUGCUCGUUUUUUUCUCCUUUUUUUUUCCUCGUUUUUUCUCUUUCUUCUCCUUUUUUUCUUUUUUGCUCUUUUUUUCCCCCGUUUUUCUCGGGAAAAUUUAAAUAA
This is a messenger RNA of Acanthosepion pharaonis, 2025 nucleotides long. NCBI's taxonomy places the organism in Eukaryota, Metazoa, Mollusca, Cephalopoda, Sepiida, Sepiidae. The record is from the annotation of a GenBank genome assembly.